This is a messenger RNA of Nestor notabilis (Kea), 1517 nucleotides long. It is a transcript of the gene PRSS35, whose product is annotated as protease, serine, 35. The record is from RefSeq and is a predicted model, not a curated record. The coding region runs from base 1 to 1242 and encodes 413 amino acids. Gene Ontology annotation, molecular function: serine-type endopeptidase activity. NCBI's taxonomy places the organism in Eukaryota, Metazoa, Chordata, Aves, Psittaciformes, Psittacidae. The transcript has a single exon. Gene Ontology annotation, biological process: proteolysis.
AUGGAGCACAUGUUACUGCUAUUCGUAUUUUUCAUACCUAUAUUGGGUCUCACUAAUGGAACAGAAACUGAGCAAGAUUUUACUUGGCACUUAAAGAAGAUUCCCCAGAUUGUGAGCGAAAGAACUUUCUCCCUCGAGAGCCCUAAAUUCAAAGCAAAAGCCAACUUGGAGCUGAACAGUGUAUGUGGAAUUGAAUGUCAAAGAAAAUUGCCGGUGCCAAGCUUGUCUGACUUGAAGGACCUCUUAUCCUAUGAGACUGUUUUUGAAAAUGGCACACGGACCCUGACUGAAGUGAACGUCCUCGGACUAGUGCUUGACCCAGCCAGAAACAUCACCACACAAAGGUCUUUGAGAAAGAAGAGGCAGAUCUAUGGAACAGACAGUAGGUUCAGCAUCUAUGACAAGCGGUUUAUGACCAACUUUCCGUUCAACACAGCUGUGAAGAUCUCCACCGGCUGCAGUGGUAUUCUCAUUUCCCCCAAGCACGUGCUAACAGCUGCCCACUGUCUGCACAACGGCAAGGAUUAUGUCAAGGGCAGCAAAAGACUGAGGGUGGGCCUGAUGAAGACGAAAUCCAGAGGCGAUGGCAGGAAACGCAAAGGUGCUAGGAGAAGUAGGAGAGAAGUUUCUGCAGCCCAAGAAGAUCCUGAAGUUGCCACAGAGCUAAGGCGACAAUCCAGAGGCGGUGGGAGAAAGCAGAGGAGAUCUGGGAGGAAGCAGGGGACCUCAGACAGCAUGCCUUCCUUUCAGUGGACCAGGGUGAAGAGUACCCACAUCCCAAAAGGCUGGUUUAAGGGUGUUUCUGGGGAUGUCGCCCUGGAUUAUGAUUACGCUGUUCUUGAGCUCAAGCGUCCCCAUAAAAGAAAAUACAUGGAGCUGGGAAUCAGCCCAACGAUCAAAAUGAUGCCUGGAAGCAUGAUCCACUUCUCAGGUUUUGACAAUGAUCGAUCUGGGCAGCUGGUCUAUAGAUUUUGUAGCAUUUCUGAUGAGUCCAAUGAUCUCUUUUACCAGUACUGUGAUGCUGAGCCUGGCUCCACCGGGUCUGGCAUCUAUCUCCGCCUUAAGGAACCAAACAAAAAGAAGUGGAAACGCAAGAUCAUCGCUGUUUACUCAGGCCAUCAGUGGGUGGAUGUCAAUGGUGAACAGCAGGAUUACAAUGUAGCAGUAAGAAUUACCCCUCUCAAAUAUGCCCAAAUUUGCUUCUGGAUACAUGGGAAUGAGGAGAAUUGCACGCAAGGCUGAAGAGAGCUGAACCUGGCUCACUACCACCCGUAUUACCACAGAGUGAAAGUCUGCUGCAGCAGUUACUGGAAGAACAUCACUCCAUGUCAGGAUGUUCUUGAACUCAAAGCUCACAAGUAAUGUUAUGGUGACUUGAGGAAUGCUGAAUUGCUGGGGGAUGGGUAGGAUUGUCAAACAAAGUAUUUCUAAUUGUAAUCAACCCUAGAUAUGCACUUAAAAUCCCAAACUGUAUUUAUGUUUGCGAUUCUGAUAAAUUCCAAUCGUUCAUGUCAGAA